Molecule: messenger RNA, 5991 nt
Organism: Centropristis striata (black sea bass)
Lineage: Eukaryota; Metazoa; Chordata; Actinopteri; Perciformes; Serranidae
Gene: npc1l1
Product: NPC1-like 1
Exons: 20
Coding region: 319-4479 (1386 amino acids)
Cellular component (GO): membrane
Molecular function (GO): lipid carrier activity
Source: RefSeq, a predicted model, not a curated record
GAUCUCCUCCUCCUUACCUAUCGAAAGGUUAAUUAUCAGACAGAGAAUUGUCCAUCAGUAACUGCGAUUGGCUUGACGCGGCAUCACACCAGAUAAGACAGGUGUGACAUCACGGAUGUGGUACACGUCAUGAUGUUUCCCCCUUCCCCAACCCUAACAGUGUAGGACGGAGGGACAGCUGGAGGGACUUUUCUCUCACUGCUUUACUUUGUCUGAUGUCUCUUCUAACAGGGCAGCAGUGAAUAAUACACACUCCAUUACACAUACACUGUACCUGAGGACCCGGACUCUUCUGUGGCUGAGAUAUAUUCAGGAAUCAUGGUCCGUGUUGCAGCCCUGAUCACUUUUCUGACUUGUGUGCUGCUGUCGGAGGCCCAACAUGAGGACGGAUUCUGUGCUUUCUAUGAGGAGUGUGGUCGUAACCCGUCAGUUGGAGGAUCCCUCCUCCCGCCUAUCGUCCCCUGUUUAGACUACAGCCCCGCCCGAUCCGUCUCAGGAGAGCACUACAGGAAACUCAAACAGGUGUGUCCCAUUUUGGACCGCGGGGUGGGCAACACAUUCGCCUGCUGCUCCAUCAAACAGUUGAACUCCCUGGAAAAGAGUCUGGUCCUGUCCAAGGCGGUGCUGAACCGAUGCCCUUCCUGCGCUGAGAACUUUGCCCACCUGCACUGCAUCAACACCUGCAGCCCCAACCAGACCACAACAGUAAAAGUCUCAAAGGUCAUGAACAUCACCUCAACCACGGGCAAGACGAAGGAGGCCGUGGUCGGUUACCAGGCGUUUAUCAGCAACACCUUUGCAGAGACUGCAUUCGGGUCUUGUAAGAAUGUCAGGAUCCCCGCCACAGGAGGCUUCGCCAUCGCCACCAUGUGUGGACGGUAUGGAGCCAAGCUGUGCACCCCCCAGCACUGGUAUGACUUCCAGGGAGACUCCAGUAACGGCCUGGCUCCACUGGACAUCGACUUCCGCCUGAUAAAAGAGGGAGACACUGAGGGAGUACCAGAAGGCGUGACUCCCUACAAUGGCCGUGCUCUAAAGUGUAACGAGACCACCCCGUCCGGAGGUGAGGCCUGCUCCUGCCAGGACUGCCAAGAGUCGUGCCCGAGGAUGCCGCAACCGCCGCAGCCCCCCGGCCCCUUCAGACUGCUGGGGACGGAUGGAUUCCUCGUGAUCUCUAUAUUCUUACUCUGCCUUCUGUUGCUUGCCUUCGUUUUAUACCUCUCCGUGUCUUGCUUUGUGAGGUCUCACAAAAGAAAGGAUGAAGAGAAAGGAAAAAGAAAGGGCAAGGGCAAAGACCAGAACAGCAAUGAUGUGACUCAGCGGCUUGUUGAUCCGUCAGAGGUGACGUGCGCUGACAGGAACAGUCUGGCUGCUCAAGCUUUCCUAAGCUGUCAGUUUCAGCACUGGGGAACCAUCAUGGCCACUUAUCCUCUCACGGUGCUCCUGUUGUCGGCCAUAGUGGUGGCUAUUUUCUCUGCUGGCCUCAAGUCCAUUGAGCUGACAACUGACCCGGUCGAGCUGUGGUCCGCUCCUGACAGCCGUGCCCGCCAGGAGAAAGAAUUCCACGACUCGUAUUUUGGUCCCUUCUUCAGGACAAACCAGCUGAUCUUGACGGCGCCGGGCAGAAAAGGCCACAUCUACGAUUCUUUGAUAUUUGGGCCGCAGAACUUCAGCGGGAUCAUGUCCAAAGAUCUCAUCACAGAGCUGCUGGAGCUCCAGGCGCGAAUCCAGAACAUCUCGUUUUGGUCCGAGGAUCUGAACCGCACAGCGAGUCUGAAGGAUGUGUGUUUCGCACCACUGAACCCAACCGACCCCUCCAGCACAGACUGUGCCGUCAACAGUUUGCCACAGUACUUCCAGAACAGCCUGGAAAAUAUUAACCUUAAGGUGAACGUUACAGAGCUGGGAGUGACCAAAGAAGUGGACUGGAGAGACCACUUGAUCUACUGCCUUGGCUCUCCACUGUCCUUUAAAGACAUCACUGGUUUAGAAAUGAGCUGCAUGGCUGAUUACGGAGCUCCAGUCUUCAACUUUCUGGCUGUGGGAGGCUACCAGAAUGAUGAAUUCACCAAUGCUGAGGCUCUGAUAAUGACUUUCUCCCUCAACAACUACCCUCGCAACGACCCCAAGUUCAAAGUGGCGAUGCAGUGGGAGACAGAGUUUCUUAAAAUUGUCCAGGACUACCAGAAGAGCCCGGCUGCCAACUUCACCUUCGCGUACAUGGCAGAGCGGUCUCUGGAGGAUGAGAUUAACCGGACAACAGCAGAAGACAUCCCCAUCUUCAUGAUCAGCUAUGCUGUUAUCUUUGUUUACAUUGCUGUGGCACUGGGGGAAUACUCCUCAUGGAAACGGAUACUGGUGGACUCCAAGUUUCUGGUGGGUCUGGGUGGGAUCCUGGUGGUCGGCUGUUCUGUACUGGCCUCAAUGGGGUUCUACUCCUGGAUCGGCAUCCCCUCCUCGCUGGUCAUUCUGCAGGUUGUACCCUUCUUGGUGCUCGCCGUUGGAGCUGACAACAUAUUCAUCUUUGUUCUGGAGUACCAGAGAGACGUACGGAGACCCAGAGAGAAGAGAGAGGAGCAGAUUGGUCGUGUCCUCGGAAACGUGGCUCCCAGCAUGUUCCUGUGCAGUCUGUCCGAGUCUGUCUGCUUCUUUCUAGGGGCCCUGUCCACCAUGCCAGCAGUGAAGUCCUUUGCACUAUAUGCAGCUCUUGCUGUGCUCAUGGACUUCGUCCUCCAGAUGACAGCGUUUGUGGCGCUGCUGUCCCUGGAUGCCCGGCGCCAAGACAACAACCGCUGUGAACUGUUCUGCUGUGAAACAGUAUCAACCAAACGUCCCAACAAGCCAAACGAGGGCUUCCUGCUGCCCUUCAUGAGGAAAUACUACGCCCCUGUCCUCCUGCACCGUGUCACCAGGAUCAUAGUGAUGCUGGUUUUCAUCUUCAUGCUCUGUGCAUCAUUAUUCCUCAUGUUUAAUGUGACUGUGGGUCUGGAUCAGGAGCUGGCUAUGCCUAAGGGCUCUUAUAUGCUGGACUACUUUCAGUACCUGUACAAAUACUUUGAAGUCGGAGUUCCUGUUUAUUUUGUAACAAAAAAGGGUUACAACUUCACCUCUCUUGAGGGCAUGAAUGGAGUCUGCUCCAGUGUGGGCUGCGAUCAGUUCUCGCUCACGCAGAAGAUCCAAUACGCCACCAACUACCCUGAACUCUCCUAUUUGGCUAUUCCUGCUAACUCCUGGGUGGAUGAUUUCAUUGACUGGCUGAACCCUGGAUCCAAAUGUUGUCGUCUGUACGCCUAUGGUCCGAAUGCAGGACAAUUCUGUCCUGCAAGCGAACCUGCUUAUAAAUGUAUCAAGAAGUGUAUGGCUACUCCUCCAGAUGGCGUCCUCAGGCCCAGUGUGGAAGAAUUCAACCGCUUUCUCCCAGACUUCCUGGGGAACAGACCGGACCUGCAGUGCCCCAAAGGAGGUCUUGGAGCGUAUGACACAUCUGUGGUGACAGAUCAGUCUGGAGAAGUUAUAGGUAGGUCUCUCAAAUCAUCUCAAAGCAGUCAAAAAAUUUUGUUCUGCUUCAGAGCGGUAAGUUUCUUCUUUGUGUUCUCAGCCUCCCGGUUCAUGGCUUACCACACGCCUUUAACCAACUCUCAGGAGUUCACCGCUGCACUGCUGAUGGCCAGAGAGCUGGCCCACAACAUCACAAUGGGCAUGAGGAAUAUACCAGGCACCUCAGAGGACUUCGAAGUAUUUCCUUAUACGGUGACUAAUGUAUUUUAUGAGCAGUACCUAACCAUUGUACCAGAGGGACUCUUCAACAUCUCCUUGUGUCUGCUGCCGACCUUCUUGGUGUGCUGUCUGCUGCUGGGUUUGGAUUUGCGCUCCGGCUUGCUCAACCUAAUCACCAUCAUCAUGAUCACAGUGGACACUGUUGGUGUCAUGACACUGUGGGGCAUCGAUUACAACGCAGUGGCCCUUAUCAAUCUGGUCACGGCAGUGGGCAUAUCUGUGGAGUUUGUGUCUCAUAUGACAAGAUCCUUUGCACUGAGCACGAAGCCCUCACAUGUAGAGAGAGCCAAGGAGGCUACAGCCAACAUGGGCAGCGCGGUGUUUGCUGGUGUUGCUAUGACCAACCUGCCAGGCAUCCUUGUGCUGGCGUUUGCCAAAGCGCAACUUAUCCAGAUCUUCUUCUUCCGGUUAAACCUGGUCAUUACACUACUGGGGAUGGCUCACGGACUCAUAUUCCUCCCUGUGCUGCUCAGCUACUUUGGUCCUGGUGUGAAUAAAGCAGUGUUGCUGCAGAUGCAGCAGGACAAAGCGAAGGCCACCAAAGAGCUGGAGAUGAGAAACAACAUGAGACAAGUCUAUGAUAACAUGGGCUAUGAAGGUAGUGAGAUUAAACAGGAGCCAGACUCAAACUCCACAAAGCCAUCACAGGUUAUAGAGAAACCAUUGGAGGAGGAGAAAGAGGGGAGAAUUGACCGUUUCUGAGUACCAACAACAACAAAACUGUUUUUUAAGCUCUGAGUGAACAACGAUGGACACAGAAAAGGACAAAGAUAGCAAACAUGUAUUGUCUCCCUGUGGAAAUCAUGAACUUAAACUAUGUACCUCAAUCACAACUGGACAAGUGGGACUGGAGACAACAACACAACAUUGUGCAAUAUUUCUGAACAAUGCAAUGACAGUCAUCUUCCUGUCUCAAUAUCAAAAAAGAAAAACUACGUCUGUCUUCAGUAGCACUGCAGCUAGGCAAGAUUUGACAGGACAGGAAGUCGACGAAUGUUCUUGAAUUAGUCAUUUUGUAUAUUUUUUUUGUAUUGAAUGUAAUUAUUUUCUAUGUGUGAAUACUUCACAUUAGCACUGUGUAGAGUGAUUUUUAAAGAAAACACACUCCAGCUUUUCAUAUUAUAGUUUCUUCAAUAAUAGUAGGGGGAUAUUGCUGUAAAAUAUGUAAUCAGUAAAAACAUAUUUAAUGUGGUAUCAUUAUGUUUCAUAGGUUAUUUAUGGAUUAAAAAGGAGCCUUCACACACUAGUUUUUGCACCAUCAAAAAAGGUCUGUAUGUGAAUGCUUUUGUGUGUAAUCAAAUAAAUUAUGCAGAUUUUAUUGUGAGGAUGGUUUUAUUUGUUAUUGCCCUUUCGGUACCGUACAAGGCCUUCAAACUGAGCUGGGCACCUUAAUGAAAGGAUUUCUAUUCAUAUUUAAGUUUUUUCCUUUCUCAUUUUCUUACACAAGAAUCCCCCUAAUGUACGUAUGUGAAGAAUUAGAAUAGAAGAGAGAUUCACUUUUCGUGCAUAGUAGUAGUCAUAGUCUAAAUAAAGCGUGAAUUCUCAUUAUUUUAAAUGGUAGAAAUAAAAGUUUAAAAUAUAUAUGAAAUAAUAAAAAGCAUAAAAAAGAACAAUUACAGUGCCAGCCUGGGGCUUUAAUAUAAUAGGCAUAUAAAAUAGGCUAUAGUUUGUGUUAAUAAGCAAUGAUUGAUAAAAUAAAUGAAAGCUAUAACAAACUUUAGAUUCAUAGAUUAUUAUUCAUAUAUUUAAUUGGAAAACUUUUCAGGCACCCCGAACAGAGUGAGGCAAAUUAAGAAUUGACAUACUGUAGUAUAUUGAUCUUAGGGGGUCAUUUUUGGACAUCCCUUAAUAUGGUGUUUUUCUGUCAUUUCUGGCCACAUUCUGCUCUAAUAUGUAUCAACAGACUAUAAUUGACCCAUUUGAAGCAUUUUUAGGCAUUUUAAAAUUUGACAAUUUGACAAAAAUCGACAUACUAUAGUAUGACUUUUUUUGAGGGGGUCAUUUAAAAUUUGACUUGUUUUGACAAAAACUUACAUGCUUUGAGGGGGUGCCCUUUUGGUACCAUGCAAGGCCUUUAAACUAAUUGAGCACUGGACACUUUAAUGAAAGGAUUUCUACGCUCACAAGAGAGAUUCAUUUUCAGUGCAUACGUAUAAAACGUGAAUUCUCAUUAUUUUAAAUGGUAGAUAAUGGAAAUAAAGGUUUAAAAAUGUA